AUGACCCUCGACACCCCCAGCACGCCCGAGCGCGAGACUAUCGAGGACCACCGCCUCCUUCGCCGGCCACACUCCGACCCCAGCAUCGACCUCGAGUUCAUCGAACCAUACCUCCUAGGUCCCAAGCCACACAACUGGCAAUGCAACACCAUCAACGCACCACCACCAGACAACCACCACCAGGAACGUCUACUAAACAGCUACGCCGUCUCGCUCUCGGAGGGGGCCUACGUGACCAUCUGCGUCGCGCUCACCGACGGCGACCAGCCCGGGGCGCCGCGUUUUACGGAAAUGCUGUACCGUGACAUGACCGCUGACAACUAUCGCGCAGCAGUAGCAGCCGGAAACCACCUCGACCUCCAGACCCUGCGGUUCCUGGGUGUGAAGCAUGUGACUCAUCAAAAAACGCGAAAUGUCAUCGAGUACAUAUUCACACAUGCUGGGAUGGACUGGCUUUCCCGGGGCAGCCGUGUGGAGGUUACGCCUCAAGCUAGGGAUUUGGAUUUCGAGUUGCUAAUGUUGUCUAACCCCUUUACGCGCGGGCAGGUGAGCUUGCUGAGGCACUAUAACUAUAGUCGGAAGACUGGAGGAAGUGCGUACGUGAAGCGUGUGAUUUUCAUCUCGGAGGGCUAUGAUGGUCCUGCUGAAGGGAGGUCCCGCUGGCAGCCCAUGGUGCAUAUUGUUACCGAGCUUGGCCGGCCGAGCGCUUGUGAGACUGUUGAAUAA
Anthostomella pinea is the source of this 726-nucleotide messenger RNA. Lineage: Eukaryota; Fungi; Ascomycota; Sordariomycetes; Xylariales; Xylariaceae. The record is from the annotation of a GenBank genome assembly.